Hypoxylon fragiforme is the source of this 1947-nucleotide messenger RNA. RefSeq names its product actin-domain-containing protein. Lineage: Eukaryota; Fungi; Ascomycota; Sordariomycetes; Xylariales; Hypoxylaceae. The record is from RefSeq and is a predicted model, not a curated record. Bases 1 to 1947 code for a protein of 648 amino acids. Gene Ontology annotation, molecular function: nucleosome binding. The transcript is spliced from 6 exons. Gene Ontology annotation, cellular component: Swr1 complex.
AUGAAGUGGACUACACUCACUACUACCGCAGUUGGCCUUGCUGGCUCUGCCCUUGCUCAGACAGACACCACUCCGUACGUUGAUGCCGAUACUGGAAUCACAUUUCAGUCCUACACGAGCACCGACGGUAUCACCUAUCGGCUCGCCCUCCCAGCGGAAGCAAGUGGCGAUGCUAGCUACGAUGUGAUUAUUCAAAUCGAAGCGCCUGUUGCGUUGGGAUGGGCCGGGUGGGCUUGGGGUGGACAGAUGACAUAUAACCCCCUGACUGUGGUGUGGCAUGAUGGGACUACGGUUCAACAUUCCUCGCGCCAAGCUACUGGCUAUUAUGUACCCGGCACGUACGAUGAUGCUGCGUACACCGUACUGAAGGGCACGACCGUUAAUGAGACGCAUUUCAAAUUCACGGCGCUUUGCACGGGGUGCGCAAGUUGGACCGACUUUGACGGAAACCCAUUCAUCCUCAAUGGGGCCGGAGAUACAAGCUUUGCGUAUGCUUUCUCUAAAACGGCAGUCGAGGAGCCAGCAAGCCCAGAGUCUGGAUUCAGCAUCCAUGACAACGUCGGACGAUGGAUCCACGACCUGGCUGGGGCUCGAUCGGACAAGUUUGAAGACAGACUAUCCAAAACGCACCAACCGUCACAACCGUCUCGAACUCUGGUUCUCGAUAACGGCGCGCACACCAUAAAAGCCGGAUACGUCACUGGCGAUGUUGUCGACGAGCCUCGCGUCAUACCCAAUUGCAUUGCAAGAGAUCGUAGCAAGAAGGUUUACAUUGCUUCUGACCUCGAAAGGUGCGUCGACUUCAGCGAAGUCGCUCUUAGACGACCUGUUGAGAAAGGCUUUGUGGUGAACUGGGAGGCCGAAAAAGAGAUAUGGGAGCAUGAAUUCUUCGACGAUAAAGCGCCUCAAAGAUGUGACCCUUCGGAGACUAGAUUAUUACUUGCCGAGCCAUCCAAUUCUCUCCCUGUUCUCCAAGCCAACUGUGAUCAGAUGGUGUUCGAAGAGUUUGGCUUUGCUAGUUAUUACCGGGGCAUUGGCCCAUCUUUCAAUGCGUAUCACGAUGUCCAAGGUAUCCUACGCACACCGCGAGACUCCGGAACCAUCGCACAGCUCCCGGCCGAAAUCCUCUUGCUUAUCGACUCGGGAUAUUCCCAUACCACAAUAACCCCAAUAUUCCAAGGCAGGCCUAUCCAUCCUGCCAUCCGUCGGCUUGACGUGGGAGGGAAACUUUUGACCAACUAUUUGACGCGGCUACUUUCCCUCCGUCAUUAUGAUAUGCGCAACGAAAACUAUAUCGUCAACGAAAUGAAGGAAGCCGCCUGCUAUAUUUCCCUCGACUUCAAAGGUGAUCUCGAGCGUAGUUGGAAAGGAACCAGAGGGGAGCCCCGAGAAGACUUUCUCCGUGGUGGAGGGGUAGCCAAGGAUUACGUACUCCCGGAUUUCCAUACAAGGAUGCACGGCAUUGUCCGCGAGUUUGACCCGAUGCUGGCUUCGAAGGCAAGGAAGUUAGCUGUCGGGCGAGCGGGCGAGUCCAGCGAGGAUGUCUUGACCCUCAGAAACGAACGCUUCACCGUCCCCGAACUUUUAUUUCAUCCUUCAGAUAUAGGUCUACGCCAGCCAGGAAUUGCAGACCUUGUCAUGCAGUCCUUGCGCACUUUACCUGUUGGGUUAUGGCCUGGUCUCCUUUCCAACAUCGUCGUGGUUGGUGGCAACUCGUUCUUUGAAGGAUUCGUCGAGCGACUACAAAAAGAAAUUGUCCAACUUGCCCCAGAAGAAUGUUUCGUGCGGGUUGCCCGCCCUGUCAACCCAAUAACAAGCACUUGGCUCGGCGGCGCAAACUUAGCCAAACAUGAGCACAUCAACACACUAUCCGUCACAAAGGAAGAGUAUGAAGAAUUCGGAGCAGCUUGGGUGGCGCGUAAGUUUUCGACUGGCCUGGACCCUUGA